CUUCCGCCUUCGUGCCACGUGACGCAGUUUUCACUCUAAAAUCUCGCGACAACAGUGUGUGACGUCGUCAGUAAAGAAAGGAUUUGCAAAUGGAGAUGGCGGAGGUUACUCUUUAAGCACAUAAAGGUAUUCCAGCUUUAUCCAGCCAUGUCUGAAUCUCUGUACGAGAAGUUUCUGGCUCCAGAAGAGCCCUUUCCCUUGCUCUCUCAGAGAGCCAACCUCAGUGAUGUGGGAACCUUAGAUGUUAGUGAUUUCAACUGUCAGUUGUCAUCUUGUCACAGAACUGAUCCAUUACAUCGUUUUCACAGCAACAGGUGGAACCUCACCUCCUGUGGGACCAGUGUAGCGAGCUCAGAGUGCAGUGAGGAGCUUUUCUCCUCCGUUUCUGUGGGCGAUCAGGACGACUGUUACUCUCUGCUGGACGACCAGGAGCUCACGUCGCUGGACCUGUUCCCUGAAGGCAGCGUUUGCAGCGACGUCUCCUCCUCCAUCAGCACCUACUGGGACUGGUCUGACAGCGAAUUCGAGUGGCAGCUGCCAGGAAGUGACAUCGCCAGCGGCAGCGAUGUUCUCUCUGACAUCAUCCCGAGCGUGCCGAGUUCACCCUGUUUGUUUUCCAAAAGGAAGCCGAAGCCCCACCCCCACCGCAACCUGGAUGAACUUCCAUGGAGCGCCAUGAGUAACGAUGAGCAGGUGGAGUACAUUGAGUACCUGAGUCGGAAGGUCAGCACGGAGAUGGGGCUGAGAGAACAGCUGGACAUUAUCAAGAUCAUCGAUCCGUGUGCUCAGAUCUCUCCCACCGACAGCGAGUUCAUCAUCGAGCUCAACUGUCUGACCGACGAGAAACUCAAACAGGUGCGUAACUACAUCCGGGAGCACGGCCCCAGGCAGCGGGCCAGCAGCACCAGGGAGGGCUGGAAGCGGAGCAGCCACAGCAGCGCCAGCACGGGCGGCGUCAGCGCGGUCAGCAGCAGCAACGCCAGCAUGGUCAGCUCAGCCAGCUCUUCCACCGGCUCCACUGCCUCCAACUCUGUGGCAGGUGGUCCAGCCUCGGCCUGCAGUGGAAGCAGCGCUGCUAAUAUCAGCAGAGCUCACAGCGACGGAAACCUGUCCAGCGCUGCAGAGCGAAUACGAGAUUCCAAAAAACGCUCAAAGCAGCGCAAACUCCAGCAGAAAGCUCUGCGCAAGCGGCAGCUGAAGGAGCAGCGGCAGGCGCGGAAGGAGCGCCUGAGCGGACUCUUCCUGAACGAGGAGGUGCUGUCGCUCCGGGUGACGGAGGAGGACGACCACGCCGACGACCUGGACAUACUGAUGUGACAGCAGUGAACCAGUCAGUGCUCCCUCUGCGCCUGCUCCCCCCGCCGCCGCCGCCAGACCACUGCGCGCCCUCAGCCUGUAGCCUCGCUUUACGUGCUGAUGUUAGUGCAACACACAAGUGCUUUUAGUCCUACUUAAUCGCUCUGCUGUCUGUCAUGAAGCUGAAAUGCUGCUGGAAACUCUCCAGACUGUAAAAACUUAAAAAAAAAAAAAAAGGCUUUUGACCAUCGCUCUCGAUCAACCCAUGACCUCCAGAAGGACAGAUCAGACCAAGGAAAGGGAGCAGAAUCCUUUCAUUUGAGGCUUCAGCUGUACAUGGUCGGGAUUUAAGCGCGUCUUACUUCAACGGACGACAGAGCAGGCUGAUGGUGGGAGCUGUUUCUGGUCUGUCUCUCCAUCCGCUGAACGUCAUGGCUCCAUUUCAUCAAGGCCUGGAGGGAGCACUGAAAACUGCAUGAUCAGAUCGACUGCUGGUGUGGUCGGGCAAUGCAUCACUACAGGCGUAUUCCUGUCAGUAAAACCCAUCCAUGAUGUAAAUAGGCGACAGAUACUCUAACUACUGCUUGCUUUCAAGUCGACGGAAGGGGUUUAAGUUUUCCGUUUGUGUGAAACUGAUUCAGGAUUGUAAAAGAAAUGGGUCGUCGCAGCUUAAAGCCUAAAAUUAUUUCCUGUCGUUUGAUUCUUUUUGUGUCACUAAAGUUUUCUUUGUGAACACUCCUACUUAAAUGAAUUGAUUGCCGUCAGCAUUAUAACCAUUUUUUUAAAGUCUUAUUAGUUUUUCAGAGGUGGUUGUAGCUGUGAACUUCAGUUUAGUCUGUUGAGGUGACGAAUCGCCACUAAAGUUUACCGUAAGUGUAGUUUUUGUUUGUUUUUCCUCCUUUUUGUGUUGCUUUACUGGUUUUAAGAACAGCUUGAAUCGACCACUGCAGUUGCUGACCUAAAACUUCUAUUAUAAAUGUGCUGUUGAGUGUAUAAAGCUAACUAUAUUGUAAAAAAAUAAGAAGAAGCAGCUUUAACCUUUCGCUAGCAAUGAACUACUACAUUUCUAUUUUGAAAACAGAUCAUUUUUGAAGAAAAAAAGCAGAUGAAAUCUCGUGUGAUGAAACAUUUGUGCAACUAAGAAGGAGUUAACUAACGAGACCCGCGCCAGUGAUGCUGCACUACAACUAAACACUGUAGAGACGAGACUUGGACCAUCAGCAGAUCAGUUUCUGUGUAAUAUUUCCCAUGAACCACUGAUGUUGCUUGUUGUUGGAUGGGAGUCCAACCAGCUGUUCUGAGGAGCUGUAAACUUGACAAAUAAACUAAGUUGUACCCUA
Oryzias melastigma (Indian medaka) is the source of this 2636-nucleotide messenger RNA. RefSeq names its product family with sequence similarity 199, X-linked (gene fam199x). The coding region runs from base 148 to 1317 and encodes 389 amino acids. The record is from RefSeq and is a predicted model, not a curated record. Lineage: Eukaryota; Metazoa; Chordata; Actinopteri; Beloniformes; Adrianichthyidae. The transcript has 8 exons.